Messenger RNA from Penicillium verhagenii, 1122 nucleotides. Its product is annotated as transcription factor domain-containing protein. Gene Ontology annotation, biological process: positive regulation of transcription by RNA polymerase II. Gene Ontology annotation, cellular component: nucleus. The coding region runs from base 1 to 1122 and encodes 373 amino acids. The record is from RefSeq and is a predicted model, not a curated record. Gene Ontology annotation, molecular function: transcription cis-regulatory region binding; DNA-binding transcription factor activity. The transcript has a single exon. Lineage: Eukaryota; Fungi; Ascomycota; Eurotiomycetes; Eurotiales; Aspergillaceae.
AUGUAUUUGUCUCCAUUCUUGUCAACAGCAGAAUCUCGUUUUUUAAUGCACGUUUUCCGAACCGAAACUGCUACAAGACUUUUCCCAGCAGCUCCACCAGUUUUUCUCCAAAGAAUGAUAACUGGUGCUCUGGAAAAACCUCAUCUUCUAUAUGCGCUGCUGGCAGCGGCCUGCAGCCACCACAGUCGUCUUGUUCAGCAAGAAACGCACCAGAGAUCAAUAGUAGCCGGUCUAAAAUAUACAAAUUUGGCAAUCUCCAAUUUGCGUUGCGCGCUCGCAGACGAGGAUGAAAUGCUGAAACCCGAAACCGUUACGACGGCAAUGACACUGUGCACAAAUGAUGUCUGUAACGGAAACAUGGAUAUAUGGAAUGUCCACCUUGAUGGAGUCAUUCGAUUACUUACUGCAUUUAUGAAGAAUCAGAGGGAAACUUCCCGAAUCGAACCCUAUGCCCAAUGCUUGGUGAAGUGGUGCAUAAGUAUGGAUGUUCUGGCGGGAUUUUCGGGACUUCACGCUGUUCAAAGCGAACUAUUAAACCAAGUACCAUCCCAAUUUGUUGAUGAGAUCGACGAUAUUCUUGGUUAUUCCUUGAAGUUGGCUCCACUUCUUGCACAACUGCCACAGUUAGCGAAGCGCCAGGAGCUGCCGUCGACGACUGCAGAGGCAGAGAUGCUUGAAGCCAAAAUCUCUCAUUUAAUCGGUGUGACUGUCUCUGAAGCGCAAAUAGACAGCAUGGGUGACCUUGCUACAGAGCUACAGUAUACCCACCUUGCAUUUGUGUACUCUGCUUUGCUAUACCUCCACCGUCGUGUACAGAGCCUUCCUAGGAACCACAUCAAGGUUAGGAAAGACGUCACCAAAAUUAUCGACUCCAUUCAACGGAUAGGGCCCUUUUCCUCGGCAAAUAUUCUUAUUCUGUGGCCCAUGUUUACUGCCGGUUGCGAAACCGAGAUCAAUAACGAACGCCAAUAUAUCCAAAAUCGGAUGAAUAAUAUGCAGUGCUUUGGCAUGGGGAAUUAUACACGAGCUCGAGAAUUUUUGUCAAAUUUCUGGGCUUCUGAAACAAUCAUCCCCUGGGAGGUGUAUCUUUCGCACAUGGGAAAACAGGUGGUGUUGUUUUGA